AUGUCAGCCAUCACAGUCGACGCUAGUGAUUUGCUGUCGCAGCAUGUGCCUGAGAAAAGGAAAACCAAACACAGGAUAUUCGUAAACCGAAGUCUGCAGCUAAAUAAAAUACGUUUUUUUGGCUUCGACUUGGAUUACACACUUGCGCAGUACAAAUCACCAGCGUAUGAAGAGCUGUCCUUUAAUAUAUUAAAGGAGCGCCUGAGUUACUGGGGCUAUCCGCCAGAAAUCAUGAAUUUCAAAUAUGAACCAUCUUUUCCUAUUCGUGGUCUUUGGUUUGAUCGGACGCACGGUACAUUUCUAAAGAUUGAUCAAUUUGGAAGCAUACUAAGCUGCUUAAGAGGAUUCAAGAUAAUUUCUGGAGAACAACUACGACAAAUGUAUCCAAACAAGUUCAUCAAAUACGAUGAGAAGCGUAUUGAAAUAAUGAACAGUUUAUUUAAUCUUCCAGGGAUGUAUAUGCUGUCGUGCAUAAUUCAUAUGUUAACAAGUGAUCCUUCCCAUGUUCUAAUGGAAAAUGGGAUCCAAAAUGGCGACUUGUAUAUGUCAUAUGCAUCAAUACACGAGGACGUUAAGUGUGCUGAGGAAUGGAUGCAUCAAGCGGAAAUCAAACGACGCACUUUGGCUGACUUACAUCGCUACCUGGACCAAGAUAACCGUUUGUGUACGUUACUAGACCGGUUGCGCCAAAACAAAGCAAAAGUAUUUCUUUUAACGAACAGUGGAUUCAAAUACACUAACGCUAUUAUGACCCAUAUGCUGGAGAUUCCAAGAACAGACGGUACAGUCAGAAAAUGGACAUCUUACUUUGACUAUAUUGUAAUUGAUGCAAAAAAACCGGAGUUCUUCCAAGAGGGUACCAUCUUGCGAUUAGUUGCACAGGCCUCAGGAAAGCGCAGCAUCGGACAUCACAUGGGCGCAUUAGAGACAGGAAACGUAUACUCUGGUGGGUCAUGCGAAGUCUUUUCUAAUCUGAUCGGAGCCAGGGGGAAGGACGUACUCUAUAUUGGCGAUCAUAUCUACGGUGAUAUCCUCAAAUCGAAGAAGACAGUCGGCUGGCGAACUUAUCUUGUCAUCCCAGAGUUAGCCAAUGAGAUAUACGUGUGGAAAAAGAAGAAAUCUCUUUUCGACCGUUUAGAGGAAUUAGAUAACCGUCUGGAAGGUAUCUAUAGGGAUAUGAACAUUGCUUCCAACGUGAAACCGGAUGUUGCAGAGAUACAACUUCAGAUUAGAGAUGUGGCUCACCACAUGGAAGAGUCAUAUGGACUUCUUGGUAGCUUAUUUCGAAAUGGAUCGCGUCAUACCUUUUUCUCUUCUCAAGUCCUACGGUACGCUGAUGUUUAUUCAAUUUCUUGCCUCAAUCUCAUCUACUAUCCACUCUGCUACAUGUUCAGAGCGCCAUCAAUGCUGAUGCCUCACGAGUCUACCGUCUCACAUGAUGAGUCUCCUUUGGACAGCUUCUACUAUUUGGAUAAGUCUCCAUGUGGGCUUCAAAGGCGAUCACAGCAGUUCAGCAAGCCACUACUUCCAAGGAACACGGAGUAUAUCUUAGAAGCCGUUGGGUCAGCCGAUCUUCAGCUUGACAACUUUGAGUCCAACAAGCAACAUAACCUGCGCCUGAAUGCCUACCCCAUAAGUGAUUGCAAAUCAAGUAAUGUCAAAGGAAUCGCCUGCAUUAUCCAUCACCGUCAUGAUUUCCAUUCAGUCCUUACCAUUAUCUGCGACCAUUGUCAGAAGGAAAAUACUUCGUGA
Molecule: messenger RNA, 1752 nt
Organism: Dicrocoelium dendriticum
Lineage: Eukaryota; Metazoa; Platyhelminthes; Trematoda; Plagiorchiida; Dicrocoeliidae
Source: the annotation of a GenBank genome assembly